UGGCUGUCAAACUCGCCAACGAACGCCCUCGGCCGCCAUCUUUGUGCGUUGUUUAUCGCGAGUUUCUUGCACUUUCAGCCCUCAGAGCACCUCAAAGUCCUCCAGCGAUGUCAAACAGCCGAAACGACUGCAGGAUCUACGUCGGGAACCUUCCGCCGGACAUCCGCACCAAGGACAUCCAGGACCUCUUCUACAAAUUCGGUAAAGUGACUUUCGUCGACCUGAAGAACAGGCGGGGGCCUCCGUUCGCCUUCGUGGAGUUCGAGGACCCGAGGGAUGCGGACGACGCCGUCCACGCCAGGGACGGCUACGACUACGACGGCUACCGCCUGCGAGUGGAGUUCCCGAGGGGCGGCGGCCACGGCAGCUUCAGGGGCGGCAGAGGCGGCGGCGACAGGGGCCGGAGCUCGAGGGGGCCGCCGGCGCGGCGGUCGCAGUUCAGGGUGCUUGUUACAGGUUUACCGCCUUCAGGAUCCUGGCAGGACUUGAAAGACCACAUGCGCGAAGCAGGGGACGUUUGUUUCGCGGACGCCUUCAAGGACGGGUCCGGAGUGGUAGAAUUCUUGCGCUACGAGGACAUGAAGUACGCCAUCAAGAAACUGGACGAUUCGAGAUUUAGGUCUCACGAGGGCGAAGUUUCCUACAUAAGGGUGAAGGAAGACCGCGGAGGCAGCGACAGACGCUCGGGUGGAAGGUCCCGAAGCCGCUCAUACUCACCACGCCGACGAGGUUCUCCCACCUACAGUCCAGUCAAGAGAAGUUACUCAAGAAGCCGUUCACGUUCCUAAUUCGUUUUAACCUCCUCUACGGACUGGCCUUUUUGUAUAAUGUACGUAUCAAAAAACAACAAAAAAAAGUAUGCGGGGCUUUGAUUUCGAUUUGAUUUGAAACCACACAAGCAAAUAUCACGAGAAAAAAAUCGGUUGGUUACCUUGGAAUUAUUUUCAUUUUGUAAAUGUGAAUGUGGUGUAGUUUUCUCUUGUCUUGUAAGUGACAUUCCUCGAGAAUCGGUUUUUUUUCUCUUCCACUGAUGUAAUUUUUUUUAUAUAUAUAUAUUAAAUUUUUAAUGAUCGAUACAAAACGUAGGUUAGAGUACGAUAAGGCACUAAUAUGUAUUGUUUCUUUUUCUGUUACCGUACAAUUUGCUGAGUCAAUCAGCGUUGGACUGGUUUUUGGAAAAAAUAAAGUCGCUAGUAAAAUAUAGACAAUAAAAUGUUAUCUUUGACACACCUGGAUGCAAGAGGAGUGGAUGAAUGUUGUUAGGAGGGAGUCUCAAAGAUCGUGGAGGAGGAUUUUAAUAACUUUUAAACACACUAUGCAUUGCAUUUUUCGGAGUGUUAAGAGGACACCAAACCCCCUUCACACAAUUAAAGGCUCGGUAAAUAGUUAUUCAAUUCUUUAACAUUCAAACACUUAUUUGCAACUUCAAAAAAAAGAGAGAAAUUAACACGUUUCUUUGGAUUUCUGAUCGAGAAUCAGUGUUUAAACGAGAUGUUUUGCAAUGCGAUAGGUCUCACAAACACGGAUUUUGAUCUCCACUUCACCGGGGAGGAAGGACAAACUCCUAGGAUUAGGAUUUUUUAAAUUGAUAAAAGUAGUAAUUUCGUGGGAUUUUAAUACUUUUCCUAGGAUUUUGGCGAUGAAGUGGAUUUAUACUGUUUGAUCAUGAGGAUUAGGAUAUAGGAUUACUAGGAUUAGGAUGAGUGUGCCGGAAGGACCUCAUGGAUUUAUUCCCAGGUAUUUGAGACUUCUUUUUGUUUUUAUUUUUCUUUUUAAUCAAUUGUUUUAUAAUUUGCUUGACAAAGUGUGGCUUUUUGUUGUUUUCACAGUGCAUGUUUAUUUAAAUAAAAGAAUAUGAAGAA
This is a messenger RNA of Zophobas morio, 1862 nucleotides long. RefSeq names its product Splicing factor 2 (gene SF2). Gene Ontology annotation, cellular component: nucleus; cytoplasm. The coding region runs from base 108 to 788 and encodes 226 amino acids. The transcript is spliced from 4 exons. Gene Ontology annotation, molecular function: mRNA binding. The record is from RefSeq and is a predicted model, not a curated record. Lineage: Eukaryota; Metazoa; Arthropoda; Insecta; Coleoptera; Tenebrionidae.